This is a messenger RNA of Solanum pennellii, 402 nucleotides long. RefSeq lists its product as uncharacterized. The record is from RefSeq and is a predicted model, not a curated record. Lineage: Eukaryota; Viridiplantae; Streptophyta; Magnoliopsida; Solanales; Solanaceae. The transcript has a single exon. Bases 1 to 402 code for a protein of 133 amino acids.
AUGACACAGAGUCGCCAAAAGUCCUACACAGAUAUUAGGAGAAGGCCGUUAGAGUUUGAGGUGGAUGAGUGGGUAUAUCUUAAUAUUUCACCCAUUAAGGGGUUUAUGAGGUUUGGUAAGAAGGGGAAACUUAUUCCCCGGUAUAUUAGACCUUAUAGAAUAUACAAGAGAGUUGGCGAUGUAGCUUAUGAGUUGGAGCUACCACCAGAAUUAGCAGCGGUUCAUCCGGUAUUUCAUAUAUCCAUAUUGAAGAAGUUCAUGGGUGAUCCAUCAUUGAUAAUACCAACUGAGAAUGUUGAAAUUAAGGAUAGAUUAUCCUAUGAAGAAACUCUGGUCCAAAUUUUGGAUCGUCAAGUUCGCAAGUUGAGGAUAAAGGAAGUGGCGUCAGUCAUGGUUCUUUAG